AUGUGUUACCAUGACAACUACUAUGGAGGCCUGAGCUACAGCAAUUGUGGCCUGGGCUGUGGCUAUGGUGGCUAUGGUGGUUAUGGUGGCAAUGGUUACUGGUGCUGUCACCCACAGUGCUGUGGAAGGUACUGGUCUUAUGGUUUCUACUGA
Molecule: messenger RNA, 153 nt
Organism: Nannospalax galili (Upper Galilee mountains blind mole rat)
Lineage: Eukaryota; Metazoa; Chordata; Mammalia; Rodentia; Spalacidae
Product: keratin-associated protein 20-2-like
Exons: 1
Coding region: 1-153 (50 amino acids)
Source: RefSeq, a predicted model, not a curated record